Molecule: messenger RNA, 321 nt
Organism: Babjeviella inositovora NRRL Y-12698
Lineage: Eukaryota; Fungi; Ascomycota; Pichiomycetes; Serinales
Product: SNAP receptor
Exons: 3
Coding region: 1-321 (106 amino acids)
Biological process (GO): vesicle fusion; vesicle-mediated transport
Cellular component (GO): SNARE complex; plasma membrane
Molecular function (GO): syntaxin binding; SNAP receptor activity
Source: RefSeq, a predicted model, not a curated record
AUGUCCUCCUCCGUGCCUUACGACCCAUACGUGCCACAAAACCAGAACUCCAAUGUGGCACAUCUUCAAUCGCAAAUCGAUGACACCGUGGGUGUCAUGAGAGACAACAUUAACAAGGUGGCGGAACGCGGUGAGCGUCUCGACUCGCUUGACACCAAGGCUGACAACUUGGCUACCUCCGCGAGAGGCUUCAACAGAAAGGCCAACGACGUCAGAAAGCAGAUGUGGUGGAAGAACAUGAAGAUGAAGAUGUGCUUGAUCGCGGCUGUGAUCAUCGCCAUCAUCGUCAUUGUUGUUCCGAUUGCCGUUCACUUCUCCUAA